CUUAAGUACAGUAUACUUUUUAACAGUAAUUACCAUUCGGAGCCAUGUUUCGUGUGAACUGUAAUGUUUAUGGAUUGGGUUGGGAUUAUCAUAAAAUAUAAAACGUCAUGUGAGCUUCAAAUUUAGCGCCUUUUACACGACAUCUAGCGGAAGUGUUUUGCUCAAAAUCGUCAAAGUUUACACACGUGUGCUAUGCCGGGGUUGUCGGUGUUCUAGAACGAGAAAAAUUCAAUAAUAGCAGUUAUUUACGAUAAUUUGUGCAAACAGUAUGCCAGAAUUAAGAUGAAAUAAAUUCAGAAGUAUUUUUCCGCAAUUUUUAUCGACUAUUUGUAAAAAUGAGUGACUCAGAGGAUGGAGAUUUUAAAGUUACAGGACCAGUAGACAAUGCCUGGUCUCUGAAAAUUCCAGAAUUCAAGCCAGAAGACAACCCAAAUCGUCUCUUGGAAGAAAGUUCUUUUGCCACACUUUUUCCCAAGUACAGGGAAAAGUAUUUGAGGGAAUGUUGGCCUCUUGUGCAGAAAGCCCUGAGCGAACAUCAUGUAAAAGCCGAGCUUGACCUAAUUGAGGGUAGCAUGACAGUGAAAAGCACACGAAAAACGUGGGACCCAUAUAUUAUUAUUAAAGCUCGUGAUAUGAUAAAACUAAUGUCACGUUCAGUGCCAUUUGAACAGGCAGUUAGAGUGCUUCAAGAUGAUAUUGGUGCUGACAUUAUCAAGAUUUCAUCCUUUGUUAGAAAUAAGGAAAAGUUUGUGAAGAGGCGACAGAGACUGAUUGGACCAAAUGGUUGUACGUUGAAGUCUAUUGAACUGUUGACAAACUGUUAUGUGUUAGUACAAGGUCAAACUGUAGCUGCGUUAGGCCCCUAUAAGGGUUUGCAACAAGUACGUCGCAUCGCAGAGGACACUAUGAAAAAUAUUCAUCCUAUCUACAACAUUAAAGCAUUGAUGAUCAAGAGGGAAUUGGCCAAGGAUCCAAAGUUGAAAAGUGAAAAUUGGGAAAGAUUCUUGCCUAAAUUCAACAGUAAGAAUGUUAGCAAACGGAAGCAACCCAAGAAUAAGAAGGAAAAGAAACCGUACACACCCUUCCCACCACCACAACAAGAAAGCAAGAUUGAUAAGCAAUUGGCAACUGGUGAGUACUUCCUUAAGGAAGAACAGAAGAGAGCCAAGAAACGCAAGGAACAAGAAGCAAGACACGAAGAAGCUACCAAGAAACGAGAGGAGCGCAGGGCUCAAGCAUUUGUACCACCCGAAGAGAAAAAAGCGAAAGUUAGUGAACCAAAAAGUGACAUUGACAUAAAUGAGUUGAAAAAGAAAGUUAAGAAGGGACUGAAAAAGAAAGAUAAGAAAACGUGAAUGUUGUAGUGUAAUGAUGUUUGAGUAAAUAAUUAUUUGUACAAAGUUUUUUGGAAAGAUCCUUGUUUUAUUAAAAAACUUUACCUUAUAA
Nasonia vitripennis (jewel wasp) is the source of this 1446-nucleotide messenger RNA. RefSeq names its product KRR1 small subunit processome component homolog (gene dbe). The transcript has 2 exons. Gene Ontology annotation, molecular function: RNA binding. Gene Ontology annotation, cellular component: small-subunit processome; nucleolus. Lineage: Eukaryota; Metazoa; Arthropoda; Insecta; Hymenoptera; Pteromalidae. Bases 336 to 1355 code for a protein of 339 amino acids. The record is from RefSeq and is a predicted model, not a curated record.